UAAAAUUACAUAAAAAUGGAUUAUACGAUGGUGCCGAACGAUGAGGCCAAACGCCAGGAGGAAGACGUUCAGAUCGUGAAACCUAAGAAGAUCUGGAGAAAUCUAGUAGCCUACUGGCUGCUAGGUCUAUGUAAUAACUAUGGUUACGUAGUGAUGCUGAGUGCUGCGAAUGAUAUCCUUCACACACAGGGAGGAGACGCUGAUGUUCAUAACGAUGUUCCAGUUAAUGAUGGGAAUGGUACAGAUCAUAGGGAUUGUAACUACAUCUCCACUGGGGCCAUAUUAUUAGCUGAUAUUUUACCUAGUCUAAUUAUUAAAUUGAUAGCACCGUUUCUUCCAUUCUUUGUCCACGUCCGUGUAGGUAUUUGUAUUGUAUUGGCAUCGGCAGGAUUCCUGGUGGUGGCCUUCAGCACGGGCCAAUGGAUGUCUAUCCUAGGUGUUAUCGUCACGUCCUUCAGCUCCGGAUUGGGUGAGGUGACAUACCUACAGUACAGCUCUUUCUAUGACAAGGACGUGGUGUCGACAUGGUCCUCCGGUACAGGCGGCGCUGGCGUUUUCGGCGCCCUGUCUUACGCGGCUCUGAAUAAAUUAGGACUCAGAAACGCCUUGCUAAUCAUGCUAAUUGUACCGGUGACAAUGGGGAUUUCGUUUUGGGGAAUCCUCAAGAGUCCGGAGGAGAGAAACGAGCUGUCCACACAGCAUAACGUCAACGAGGAGGAGAUUAAGAAUCCAAAGUCUGCGUUUAUGAAGAAGAUCAAGCAGGUGCCUGGUCUCUUGAAAUUUAUGAUUCCAUUAGGUUUGGUGUAUUUAUUUGAAUAUUUCAUCAAUCAAGGAAUGUUCGAGUUGAUCAAUUUCGACAAUUUCUUCAUCGACUCUAAGGAGCAGUACAGGUGGCUGCAAGUCGAUUAUCAAAUCGGUGUAUUCAUAUCUAGAUCUUCAGUCAAUUUAAUUCAUAUUAAGAAGAUCUGGCUUAUGUCAGUACUUCAACUUAUUAACGUGGCUAUUUUCACGACAGAAGCUGUAUUCUAUUAUGUACCAACCUUCUGGAUAGUCUUGGUCUUAACACUGUGGGAAGGUCUCCUCGGAGGUGCGGCCUAUGUAAACACUUUCUACAAGAUUUCAACCGAUGUACCUGAAGAAGAUAAACAAUUCUCAAUGGGUGUUACUAGUUUUGCGGAUGCCAUUGGUAUAACCUUCGCUGGCAUCUUUUCAAUGUUUGCCCAUAACGCAAUAUGCGAUCUACCAAAGCCCCAAAGAUGAUAAGUCCUAUUUACAUAUAAUAUAUUUUAUUAUACACAUAUACAAUAGUACAGUAAACGUCAAUUCAAA
Molecule: messenger RNA, 1329 nt
Organism: Nicrophorus vespilloides
Lineage: Eukaryota; Metazoa; Arthropoda; Insecta; Coleoptera; Silphidae
Gene: Cln3
Product: battenin
Exons: 9
Coding region: 16-1260 (414 amino acids)
Biological process (GO): lysosome organization; regulation of intracellular pH
Cellular component (GO): lysosome; membrane
Source: RefSeq, a predicted model, not a curated record